AUGCUACUUCGUGUUCGUGGAAAUGGUGCAUCUCCUGAGAAUUCACAGGCAGCGUUGGUAUUCCUGCGUGGAUUUCGUCUGACAAAUACUCGACCUCCAUUAGGUGCGUAUAAAACUCUCACAGGGACACGUCCAUUGAUUUAUUCUCACUUUCCUGUUGGUAUACAAGCACCAUCAGCCACAAAUGAUGUGGAUUUAGGUGCACAUCUGAACCGAACCGUAUGGAAAGAGAUAUGGAAUAUGUAUGAUAUUGUUUACGAUGAGUUGUGUUUAUUCCCAGAACCAGAUGUCAUGACAAAUCUAUUGUCUUCUUGUGCUAGUAAUAGUAAUAGUACUAGUAGUGCUAAAGUAGAAGAAGUAGGAAAUUUCACUCGUUUAACAGCAAGGAAUGUAGCUAAGACAGCUGUAGUGGUUACUCAUUACUUUUCAGAGGAUACGGCCCGACCUUCUGUAGCGGGUAUGAAAUCUAGUGUAAUUGUAUUGGAUGUUUCUUUUUUGCCUUUGAAAGACGCUGCCACUCGUAUUGCGGUGGAAGUGGCUUGGUUGGCUGCUUAUGCUUCUAUGGAAGGGGCAUUGGAGAAUGUCUCUCAUGUGGUUGUGCGUUUACCAUAUGAUUGUGAUUUAACAAACGUGGAGAAAAUGAAUUCUUCUGUUGUGCAGGAAGGUUUGGAUUUUAUUGGUGAACACAUUGAAUUACUGGUGCAGAGCUUUAGAAAAAAAUCCGAGGAGGAGGAGAAGAAGAAGAACGGGGUUUCUUCUGUAUGUGUAUCUUUUAUUGGCUCAAACCCUUCACUAUUACAGGAGCGAUUACAUCAGAUUCGAUCUCUUCACCCAUCUACAAGUGGUACUGUGAAGAAAGAAGAGGAAAAAGAAGAAGAAGACGGCAUAACAGUUUUCACUGGAGAUCAUCAUCGAGAAGAACUACACGAACAAAAACAAGAAGAGUUAUUGUAUUCCAUCGCCUCUUCACUAGGAAUUCGUGUGAGUUUGGAUAUGGUGCCAUUAAAGAGUCUUCUUGAAGGGGGUGAGGAGCCGUGGGAUGAGGCCACAACGAGAGAAAAUCAAGUGUUGAAUUUCUGUCCCUGUUGUGGUCAUUGCGGGUGUCACUAG
Molecule: messenger RNA, 1110 nt
Organism: Trypanosoma theileri
Lineage: Eukaryota; Euglenozoa; Kinetoplastea; Trypanosomatida; Trypanosomatidae
Exons: 1
Coding region: 1-1110 (369 amino acids)
Source: RefSeq, a predicted model, not a curated record